Messenger RNA from Acomys russatus (golden spiny mouse), 1700 nucleotides. Its product is annotated as CMRF35-like molecule 8. Gene Ontology annotation, molecular function: transmembrane signaling receptor activity. The record is from RefSeq and is a predicted model, not a curated record. Gene Ontology annotation, cellular component: plasma membrane. Bases 148 to 1107 code for a protein of 319 amino acids. The transcript has 7 exons. Lineage: Eukaryota; Metazoa; Chordata; Mammalia; Rodentia; Muridae.
ACAGAAUUAAGAAAAGUCGGAAGCAAAACAGCUACACACUAAGAAAAGCAGAAGUGGGCGCCUCAGGGACGGAUUGUUCCCUAUGAGGGGCUGAACCCUGGAGGGUCCAGCCGUGGCCUGGCUGUGGGUGACCCAUGUGUGGGAGAAAUGACUCAACUGGCCUCGGCUGCGUGGCUGCCCACCCUGUUGCUGGUGCUGCUCUUCUGUCUUCCAGGCUGUGUCCCUCUGCAUGGCCCCAGCAGCGUGACAGGCGCUGUGGGGGAAUCCCUGAGUGUGAAGUGUCAAUAUGAGGAGAAAUUCAAGACUAAUGACAAAUACUGGUGCAGAGAGUCACCAGUGCCACGAAUAUGUAGCCUGAGUGUCAAGACCAGAAGCUCAAAAAAAGCUAGGAAUGGCCGGAUGUCCAUCAGGGACCAUCCAGAGAACCUCACCUUCACAGUGACCUUGGAGAAUCUCACCCUGGAGGAUGCAGGCACCUACCUGUGUGCGGUGGAUAUACGGCUUGUCAUCAGUAAUCUCUUGCCAAUAGAUGACUACUUUAGGGUUGUGGUGUCUGUGGUCCCAGGUAAGUCCCCAGUUUCAUCUCCAGGACCAAUGCCAGGGACGACGCCUAAGGUGCCCACCAGCCUGGCUACAGAAGGUACCACCCCAGGAUCCAUCACGGAGGGCCAUCGUGAGCAACACAAGGGCUCAGGCUUCAGCCUCCCAGUGCUGCUGUCCCUGUUAGCUCUUCUGCUGUUUCUGUUGCUGGGGACCUCUCUGCUGGCCUGGAGGGUGUUCCAGAAGCAUCUGGUCAAAGCUGAUAUGCACCCAGAGCUGUCCCAGAACCUCAGGCAGGCUGCUGAGCAGAGUGAGACCCAGUAUGUGAAUCUGCAGCUGCACUCAUGGCCCCUGAAGGAAGAGCCGGUGCUUCCCAGUCAUGUAGAGGUGGAAUACAGCACAGUGGCAUUCCCCCAGGAAGAGCUUCACUAUACAUCAGUGGCGUUCGACUCACAGGGGCAGGAUUCUCAUGCCAAUGGGGAUUCUGCACGGCUGCAUCAGGGCCAAGAAGCAGAGUACAGCGAGGUCCGGAAGCCCCAAGAAGGCCCUGUUGACCCUCACCCGUGACUCCUUGUCGCCCGAUCCUCUCAGUGGUGACCACCAGGUUCCCAAGAUCCUUGCAGGGUGCUGCCCUCAGUGUCCUGAGCCUCGCUGGUUUUAUUAAAGAUGAGCAGGAGCCAAGGCUUUGUGGGAACAGAGGCUCGUCCCACUGGCUCUCUCCUCUCUCAUUUUGUUCUGCCUCUGAGUGUGGAAGAUGGUUCGGCUGCAUCCCGUGGGGCUUUGGGAAGUGACGUGAUCCAUCUAGAAUGUCACCACUUGGGUUAGCUUUGCCGUGUCAGUCCAGCAGGAACAUCUGUGGUCGCCGAGAAAGUGGAGAAUCAACAAAGUCAUGAGAGUACAAAGGGAGGGGAGUCACAGGGCCUUUAAACAUCAGCUCCAUCUCACAGAGAGAGAAGCCGAAGUUCAGAAGGCAGGAGCCUGGCCCCGGGCUGCGGGCAAAUUCCUCUGGACGCUUAGGUAAAAGAUGAAAUAAAGUUUAUAAUGCCUUUUUAAAAGGAGAAGAAAUGGUUUCAAGGAUGUCUGCUACAUACCUACAGCACCAUAUUAAAGCCCAGCUUUGAAGUCAGAGGAACCUUUGGGGCACAAGGGCUUGGAAAGGG